GGCAGCCAGCAGUUUGAACCUCCCCUUCACUCCACCAUGGACUCGAAGCUGCUAACGCGCUUCCUCCCCAUCGCGGUCUUCGCUCCACUAAGCUACUUCGGCAAACAGGCCAUAUUCUCCAACCUCGAGCUCACCCCCGCCCCGCAGCUCCUCGAAGCCUCCUGCCCUGCACUCCCGCUCCCGCUCGCCGUCGCCGAGGCAUCCCUCUUCCCGAACCGCCUGCGCUACACAGGCGUGCGCGGCAUCGACGACUUCACCUGCAUCAUCGUCACCUUCUUCCAGCAGCUCAGCACGCGCGCCGCGCGCCCGCUGCUCGCCGGCACGCUCAUGCCCCUCCUCGUCGCGAGCGUGUUCUUCAUGUGGGCGGAGGCGGCGCGGCGCGGCGCGCCCCGCGCCGUGCGCCUGCCGACGGUGUUCUGCGUCGUGUACCAGGUUGUGACGUUCGCGCUCACGAUGCCCGUGUACUGGCUUCUAUUCACCGUCAGCGGCGCCGCGGGGCUGCAUCGCCGGAUCCCAGGUGCAGCCCCGGCGAGCGGGGGAGGCGACGACGCGCACAGGCCGGAUGGCAUCAUCACCCGCCGGCGCGCGGAAGCCGCCGCCUUCGGCACGCUCGUAGGCUGCGCACUGCCCACGCUCGCCAUGUUCACACUCUCCUCGCCCUACUGGACAGCUUUAUGGCAGCCCUUCCCGCUCCUCGUCGAGUUCGCGCGCGCGCUCUACCUCCUCGUUCGCCCCUCUACAUCCCCCACCGCCAACGCGCCCCCCAAGGCCUCCUCGCUCGCCAGCGCAAACGGGCAUACGACCGUACGGCGCGCGUACCAGCUCCUCUUCUUCGCAUGCGCCGCGCUCUACGCGUUCUACAUCUACCCGCUCCUCGCGCGCCUCGACGUCUCUGUGCUCCGCGCGACGUUCCUCCCCGUUGUGCAGCGGGCGAGCGCAGGGAGCGCCUCGCUCGAGGACGCCGCUGUGGAUCUCAUCAAGCGCGAUUUUUGCUUUGGCGGCGGGGCGACACUGCUCGCGAGCCUGUGGUGGGCGGACGGGCCGGCUGAGGUCGCUGCGAGCGUCGCGUGGUUGGUAGGGGGUUCGGUGCUUCUCGGGCCGGGCGCAGCGUUCGUGGGGAUGGCGAUGUGGAGGGAGGGUAAGAUCGAGAGGGCGGUAAGGGCUGUGAAGGCGGGUAUUGAGGAGAAGAAGAUCGAUUAAGCGUUUAGCGAGCUGUAAACUUGUGGUGUAGUAAAAGGAUCUUUCUUAUGUUUAGCAUGGGG
Messenger RNA from Coniophora puteana RWD-64-598 SS2, 1262 nucleotides. RefSeq lists its product as uncharacterized. The transcript is spliced from 2 exons. Lineage: Eukaryota; Fungi; Basidiomycota; Agaricomycetes; Boletales; Coniophoraceae. The coding region runs from base 37 to 1200 and encodes 387 amino acids. The record is from RefSeq and is a predicted model, not a curated record.